Molecule: messenger RNA, 1077 nt
Organism: Rotaria socialis
Lineage: Eukaryota; Metazoa; Rotifera; Eurotatoria; Philodinida; Philodinidae
Source: the annotation of a GenBank genome assembly
AUGGAGACAACAUUACCACUAGAAGAUGAUUUCGAUAUUGAGGAUGAUAUCGAAGAUUUCGAUGAUACACUGGAUUAUUCCCAUAAAAAUUUCAAUGACAUCGAUUGCAAUGAGCUACUGACAACAAUUGAAAGUCCAAAUCGUAUAAUCAAUUUUCAAUUAAAUUCUAAUAAACUCUUAGUUGUACCGAAUGAAAUUGAAAAGUUUCAAUCGCUGAUAACACUUGAAUUAUCAAAUAAUCAAUUAGCACAAUUGCCACACGAAAUAGGAUCGUUAAAAAAUUUAAAGAAUUUACAUUUGAAAAAUAAUGCCCUCAACGAUUUAUCGUUUCCAAAAGAAAUGCUACAACUAAAACAAUUAGAACUUAUUAAUUUAAUUGGAAAUCGUUUUAAACAAUUUCCGCGUCAAUUAUUUCAUAUGAUUAAUUUAAAAGAAAUUUAUUUGAGUUCAAAUCAAAUAAUUAUGUUACCUGAUCAAUUUCAACAUUUUACCAAAGUUGAAGUACUUUAUUUGGGUGAAAAUCGAAUUGGAAAUAUACCGGAUUCAAUCGGAUGCAUGUGUUCAUUAAUUGUUUUGAAUUUAUGUGAUAAUCGUUUAAAAACAUUACCGCGAUCGAUUUCUCGUCUAACUCAAUUAAAGUCACUUUCAUUGCAUAAUAACCAAUUUUGUGCUUUGCCACCAGAUAUCAUUCGCCUUGAUUUACAAGAAUUAAGCUUAAGAAAUAAUCCGCUCGUCGUACGCUUUGUUCGCGAUUUAACUUAUGAUGUACCAUCAUUGAAAGAAUUAGCUGCUAGAACAAUUAAACUACAUAAAAUAAAUUAUGAUGAUAAAUCCAUACCGAAAGCUCUUGUUGACUAUUUAAAUUCUGCUAAGUCAUGUUUAAAUCCGAAAUGCAAAGGUGUUUACUUUGAAAGUUGUCAUAAAAGUAUUAAAUUUGUUGAUUUUUGUGGUAAAUUUUACUUACCGCUACUUCAAUUUCUUUGCUCGCCAGCAUGUACAUCGACAUCAACAUGUCAAAUGGCAACAACACAUUCGGAUGAUAUGAAUAGUAAAUUUAGAAAGGUGCUACUUGGUUAA